AUGCAAACAUUACUCGAUCCUCGUCGCCCCACCCCCAAACACCACUGUCGACCAGUGACGAUCUCCUCCGCACCCCCACAUCGUGCACCCGCGUCGUUAACGUCAACCAAUCGCACGAAUGCAUUCCCUCACAUCUCUUUCUUGAUCGAGUCGAAGAGUCUCAUCGACGUGGCUAGCUUGGGGUUUGUUGGAACAUCUGUUGCACGACUCGACUGA
Microbotryum saponariae is the source of this 216-nucleotide messenger RNA. The record is from the annotation of a GenBank genome assembly. NCBI's taxonomy places the organism in Eukaryota, Fungi, Basidiomycota, Microbotryomycetes, Microbotryales, Microbotryaceae.